AUGGAUACCACAGUUUUAUUGAUACUUUUUCUUGUCUUUACAACAAUUUAUGCUUCUAAUCCUGAAUGCGAGAAUGUUCCAUAUUGUGAAUGCUCGGCAAAUGAAACGGGGGAUAUAAAUUCUAUUUUAAUUUCAAAUAAAAAUUUGACAUUUAAAAUAGGUGUAGCUUCAUGGUCAGAUUUCCAGGUCGAUUGUAAUAAUCUUGGUUGGAAUGAAUUAAAUAUUACGAGAAAAGAAUUCGCAGAUGUAAUCGAUUCUGUGAAGUUUAUAAAUUGCCACUUACCAAGAAAAUCUACAUUUAAACGAAUUGUCGAAAGAUUUGGAAUUAAAGAAACAAAUGGACUGAGCUUUCAAUCUUAUAACAAGCUCAGCACAGAACUUAAAAAAAAACAGCUUGAAGGAUUUUCAGAUUUGAUCAAAUUAGUUUUAUCCCAUAAUAGUUUAACUAAUAUAUCAUCUGAUUUGUUUAGCAGUUUUUCUGAAUUGGAGUUUCUUGAUUUAUCUGAAAAUACUCUUGUUUUGAGCAAAGAUACAUUUAAUGAAACAUUGAAUCUUAAUAAAAAUUAUAAAUUGAAAAAAGUAUUCUUAAAUGGUAAUGAAGGAGAAUUAAAAAUAUUGCCGAAUAGAUUUUUAAGUGAUAAAGAAAAUCUUGAGGAAGUUGAAUUAAAAAGAAAUCAUUUGAAUCGUAUACCAGAAAAUCUUUUCUGGUAUUCAACAUCUUUGAAAUAUAUCGAUUUAAGUCAGAAUGUUCUUAGAAGAUUACCAGAAUCUAUCUUUAGAGAUUCACAAAAUAUUGAAAAGAUCUCAAUAAAACAUUAUACCGAGAAAAGUAACGUUGUUGUUUACGUCAAUAACAAUCCGAUAUUAUGCGAUUGUAAUCUAUAUUCUCUUUUGCGAUAUUGUAAAAAUUGUGUGAACAAAAAUGUAUAUAGUUUCGUUAAACUUGAUUUUGGAAACSUUCAGUGUCUUCAACCAAAUGGAAUAGUAGGGCCACGAAUUAAUCAACUAGAUUUUACGACGUACCAAUGUCUCGAGAAUGAAUACUUUAAAAUUGGAAAAAAAUGUCGAGAGGGUUGUUCUUGUAAAAUAAGACCUUAUGACAGAACACGAGUUAUAGAUUGUUCGAACAGAAAUUUUGUGUCAUUCGCGAUUAAAGAGAAACAUAUGAAUUAUUUUGGAAAGUAUCCAUUUGCAUUGAAUCUUAGAUCGAAUAAUAUGGAGAUGAUACGUACAUUGAAAGGUUUAGUAUCACUUAACGUAACAGAAUUAUUGUUAUCUAAUAACCAGUUUUCUGAAAUACCGUUGGACAAAUUACCAACAACUCUCAAAGUAUUAGAAUUACAUAAUAAUAAUCUAGUAAUGUUGAGUUAUGAAGCAUGUGACUUCUUGUAUCUUCAAGACUUCAAAGUACUUACUUUAAGUGGGAAUCCAUUUGUAUGUGAUUGCGAAGCUAGAUUUUUAUAUAGAUUAGUUUCACAAAAGCAACAUCUUUAUGCAGAUUUUAAAAAUGUUAAAUGUGAGGACAAAAAUAUUCCUUUACUUAAUAUGUCCUAUGAAAAAUUGUGUCCAUCCUACUUUCUACAUUAA
Molecule: messenger RNA, 1587 nt
Organism: Polistes dominula (European paper wasp)
Lineage: Eukaryota; Metazoa; Arthropoda; Insecta; Hymenoptera; Vespidae
Product: protein toll-like
Source: RefSeq, a predicted model, not a curated record